Messenger RNA from Cuscuta epithymum, 3145 nucleotides. NCBI's taxonomy places the organism in Eukaryota, Viridiplantae, Streptophyta, Magnoliopsida, Solanales, Convolvulaceae. The record is from the annotation of a GenBank genome assembly.
ACCAUCAAUUCAACGUAUCUAUUACGCUCCGGCCGCCAAACUCUAUUUCAAAAUAAUUCAAAAUAUUACUUACGCUCCGCUUAUCUAACCCGAUCCAAACCCAUAGGUCCGUAUUUUUUUUUUUGAAAAUCCAUAGGUCCGUAUUGGCCAUCGGCAUUUCCGCAGUAAAAUGACCGACCAGGGCAAGAGGGCGUACUCGAAAAUGGUAGAGUGAAUCAGCUUCUUUUCUGCCAUUGCUAUUUCACUUUUAGGGUUGAAACCAUUGUCUGAUAGUCAGGGAGAGAGUCCAUUUCACUGCAAUUCAAAGCAAGGGCUGUGAUAAGAUCUGGUUGCUUCAAAUGCAAUCCAAACCCUAGACCCCCAUACCCCGUAAAACCUUACGAAAUCCAUUCCCCUGGAAUUUACGUUUCAUUAUCAUCUGUCCGUUGUGCCGUUUCUCUCUCUACAUCCCCCUCCUCAAUUAAUCGCACCCUCUUUCAAAAUGGCUCCUAAGAGCCAGAACAAGCCGCCUGUACCUCGCACACCUUCCACCCCUUCCAACCAGGGGAAGCUGAACACGGAUGAGGUGUCCAUAGACAAGAGGAGAAAGAUCGGUGUUUCAAAGAUGCCUUCUUCAACAGUUGGUGUUAGACGAGGUCGACAGGCUUUUGCUGUGGUGAAUGGGAAUGCGGAUCCUCCUUCAACUAGUGGGCCGCCAAGUAGUGCAGGCUCAGAUUGUGGAGUUAUAGAGUUCAGCAAAGAAGAUGUUGAAGCAAUCCUUGCUGAAAGGCCAGAACUUAAGAACAAAUUUAAUAUUAAGGCAAAGUGCGAGCAAAUGAUAGAAUAUAGUAAAAGGCUUAGACAGUGUAUUAAGUGGUUCCAACAGCUCGAAGGAGCACAUGUUACUGAGCAGGAGUCACUCAAAAGCCUGUUAGAAUCAGAAGAGAAGAAGUGCAAUGAGAUGCAUAUGCUAAUGAAAUCGAAGGAAGAAGGACUGAACGCAACCAUUAUGGAGCUAACGAAUCGUAUUAUAUUGUUAGAGAAGAAUCUGGGGAAGGAGGAAAUAGAAAAAGCGGAAGCCCUUGGUUCGUUAUGUAGAGAAAAGGAUGCAAGAUUAGCAGCAGAGAAGCUGCAAGUAUCACUCUCAGAGGAGCUAACGAAAGCUCAACAGGAAUACAAAAAUGCUGUUCAGCAGAUUGAUUCUCUAAACUACAAACUCAAGUGUGUAGAAGAGUAUAACGAAAAUUUAAAGCAAUUCAGUAGCGGGCUUCAGUCUGAGAAGGCUGCUACUAAGGAGACACUCAAGCGGUUGGAAGAUGAGAAGGCUGCUUUAGUGGAAAACCUCAGCACAUUGAGGGGUCACUAUAUAUCUUUGCAGGAACAGCUUUCAUCUUCCAAGGCUGUUCAAGAUGAGGCCAUAAAACUAAAAGAAGAUCUGCAUAACUUGAGGGUUGCCCAUGACAAUCAACUAUCAAAAGUCAAAAUUUUAGAACAACAGGUGGCACAAUACAAAGAAUGCACCGCAAAAUCUUCUGUGGAGUUGGACAACCUUACUGUCAGGUCAAAAGACCUGGAGGAAAUAUACUCGUCUCAAUGUGAACAAAUAAGAAGAUUGCAGGAACAACUCACUUUAGCUGAAAAAAAGUUACAGGUAUCUAACAUGUCAUCAAUGGAAACGGUGUCUGAAAUUGAAAAGCAAAGGCAAGUUAUAGACGACUUAAAGCAGCGUCUUACGGAGGCAGAAGAAAAAAUUGUGGAUGGUGAAAAACUGCGAAAAAAAUUGCACAAUACUAUUCUGGAAUUAAAAGGAAAUAUUAGAGUGUUCUGUAGGGUGCGGCCUGCUCUAUCUGAUGAUGCUGUAACUGCAGAAAAGGUUGUAUCUUUUCCAACAUCAACCGAAGCACUUGGACGGGGCAUUGACUUGUUACAUAAUGGGCAAAAGCACUCGUUCACAUUUGACAAAGUGUUCGUGCCCGAAGCCUCACAGAAAGAUGUUUUUGAUGAGAUAUCACAGCUUGUACAGAGUGCUCUUGAUGGCUACAAGGUAUGUAUAUUUGCAUAUGGCCAAACUGGUUCUGGCAAAACUUACACAAUGAUGGGAAAUCCAGGGUCCCUGGAUCAGCAAGGGUUGAUCCCACGCGCAUUGGAUCAGGUAUUUCAGACCAGGCAAAGCCAUCAAGCUCAAGGAUGGAAAUAUGACAUGAAGGUAUCUAUGCUUGAAAUAUACAAUGAAUCAAUACGGGACCUUUUGUCUCCAAACCGGUCGAGUUUUGAUAAUGGAGCAAAGAUAACUGACAUAAAACACGAUGUGAAUGGCAAUACACACGUAAAAGACUUUACUAUCGCGGAUGUCUGUAGCACCAAGAAUGUUUCAGACCUUCUAGAAAAAGCAGCACAAAGCAGGUCAAUUGGGAAGACUCAGAUGAAUGAGCACUCUUCAAGAAGCCAUUUCGUGUGUACUCUCAAAAUAUCUGGUGUUAAUGAAAGCACGGAGCAGCAAGUACACGGUGUUCUGAAUCUAAUUGACCUUGCGGGUAGUGAGCGCCUAUCCAAAAGUGGGGCUAUUGGGGACAGACUAAGGGAAACUCAGGCUAUCAAUAAAAGUUUAUCAUCCUUGAGCGAUGUUAUUUCUGCACUGGCAAAGAAAGACGAGCAUAUUCCAUUUAGGAAUUCUGCGCUUACAUAUCUUCUCCAGCCAUGUUUGCUCGGGGACUCAAAGACCAUGAUGUUUGUGAAUGUUUCGCCUGAUCCCGCUUCGACUUCGGAAUCGCUGUGUUCUCUGCGCUUUGCAGCAAAGGUGAAUGCUUGUGAAAUUGGGGUCCCAAAGCGUCAAACUAGCUCGCGAAUUUCGGAUUCUCGCCUGAGCUUUGGCUGAUGGAUAUUUCAUUAAUAAAUAUACUCGAGAUAUGUGUUUGUGCUACUGCCUUGCGGGCACCGUUGUAUUGAGUUGUGUUAAGAUGUGUAAUGCGGUUUUGAGUCUUCUCUAAUCUCCAUUAACAACUUCCCCUUGUAUUGUGUACAGUGGAGCAGAAACUGGCUUUGUACCAAAAUCCCUCCCACCCCAAACACAUUUUUUCAUAGCGGUAGUAUCUCCUAUUACAGUAUUACUCAUUUGGAGUUGUGACAAAUAUUUAUGACCUUUAUAUAUUAAUUUUUUUAAUACUAG